Molecule: messenger RNA, 3990 nt
Organism: Limanda limanda (common dab)
Lineage: Eukaryota; Metazoa; Chordata; Actinopteri; Pleuronectiformes; Pleuronectidae
Gene: ttc7b
Product: tetratricopeptide repeat domain 7B
Exons: 21
Coding region: 39-2606 (855 amino acids)
Biological process (GO): phosphatidylinositol phosphate biosynthetic process; protein localization to plasma membrane
Cellular component (GO): plasma membrane
Molecular function (GO): protein binding
Source: RefSeq, a predicted model, not a curated record
UCUCCGGUGUUUUGGUCCAGUCCACCGAGAUCACGACAAUGACAGCGAGGAAGUCUGGCUCCCGCCUGGAGACGGAGAUCGAGCGGUGCCGCUCCGAGGGACAAUGGGACAAGAUCCCGGAGCUGGUGCGGCAGCUCUCGGCCAAGCUCAUAUCAAACGAUGACCUUGGGGAGCUGUUGCUGGGAGAAUGCAAGCUUCAGACGUACUUGAAGGAGAAUCCCAUCAAACAGGGAUCCAGUCCCCGGGGCCCACGACCAAAACUGGUGGAGGUCAGGAAACACCUCACUGCUGCUCUGGACAGAGGGAACCUCAAGGCCGACUACCUCCAGGAGGCUAGCGUGCUGAUGGCUAAACUCUGCUAUGUUGAAGGAGAAUACAGAGACGCUUUAGGUCACUACAGCAGAGUAUAUAUGGACGACAUGCAGCUGGGGGGAGCCCCUGUGUAUAGACUUUCCAUGAUAGCAGAGGCUUAUGCUACUAAAGGACUGUGUCUAGAGAAGGUCCCAGUUUCUUCUCCGUCUCUGUCCAACAAGAACACUGGCUCUCCAUCGUCUAAUAGGAGCACAACAGACAGAGACCAAGAAAUCAUCACAUGCUAUGAAAAGUCUGGAGACAUCGCUCUUCUGUACCUGCAGGAGGCUGAAAAGGCCUUGUCAGCAGGGAUUCAGAAUCGCAGCCCGAAACCCGGGCCGACGGCCCAGGACCAGGAGCUGGGCUACUUCCUGGAGACUGGCCUGCAGAGGGCCCACGUCAUCCACUUCAAGAAUGGCAACCUCACAAAAGGUGUUGGCCGGUUUCGAGAGAUUCUUCGGGCUGUUGAGACCAGAACCACACAGAACCUGCGCAUGACCAUAGCCAGACAGCUUGCAGAGAUCUUGCUCAGAGGAAUGUGUGAACAGAGUUACUGGUCCCCUCUGGAAGACCCGCCCACGGUGUCACCAUUGGACGAUCCAACGCGGCAAGGACACACUCACAGCAAGAACUACAACCUAAGCCGACGCCCACGAGUGUACUCGGGAGAGAAUUUGUUUUGCCCUCAGGAGAAUACAGAAGAAGCAUUGCUGCUGCUGCUCAUCAGUGAGUCCAUGGCUAACCGUGAUGCCGUCUUGAGCAGAAUUCCUGAACACAACAAUGAUCGUAUCAUCAGCCUACAGUCGGCGUCUGUGGUGUACGACCUGCUGACUAUAGCUCUGGGGAGGAGGGGGCAGUAUGAGAUGCUGUCAGAGUGUUUGGAGAGGGCCAUGAAGUUUGCCUUUGAAGAAUUCCAUUUGUGGUACCAGCUCGCCUUGUCACUAAUGGCAGCUGGCAAAUCUGCUCGUGCUGUUAAGGUCCUUAAGGAGUGCAUUCGUCUGAAGCCUGACGACCCCACCAUCCCUCUGCUGGCUGUCAAACUGUGUAUCGGAGCCCUGCACUGGCUGGAUGACGGUGAGUGCUUUGCUAAGAUGGUGAUAGACAUGGGGGACAAAGCGGCUGAGUUCAGAGCCAAAGGCUUCUUGGCCAUUGGGCUGGUUUACAGCCUUAAAGCCACUGAUGCCUCCUUACGAAGCAUGCAGGAGGACUACCAGAGGAAAGCUUUGGGUGCCUUCCAGAGAGCUCAGAGUCUGUCUCCAACUGACCACCUCGCAGCCUUCUACUUGGCACUGCAGCUUGCUGUGUCCAGACAGAUCCCAGAGGCACUGGGGUAUGUUCGACAGGCGCUGCAGCUUCAAGGGGAUGAUGUCCACUCCCUUCAUCUGCUGGCCCUGCUGCUCUCUGCUCAAAAACACUACCAUGACGGUCUCAAUAUUAUAGAGAUGGCCCUGUCCGAGUAUCCGGAGAACUUCAAUCUACUGUAUACCAAGGUGAAACUUGAGUCGAUGUGCAGAGGACCAGAGGAAGCUCUGCUCACCUGUAAACACAUGCUGCAAAUCUGGAAGAGCUUUUACAACCUUACCAACCCCAGUGAUUCAGGGCGCGGCAGCAGUUUGUUGGAUAGAGCCAUGGCAGACAGACGACAGCUCAACGCCAUGACUCUGCCUGACUUCAGUGACCCUGAGACUGGUUCGGUGCACGCUACUUCCAUAGCAGCAAGUCGUGUAGAGCAGGCUCUGUCUGAGGUGGCCUCCUCCCUGCAGAGCAGCGCCCACAAACAUGGACCACUCCACCCCUGGAUGACCCUGGCUCAGAUCUGGCUGCAUGCAGCCGAGGUGUACAUCAGCAUGUCGAAACCUGCCGAGGCCUCAGCGUGCACGCAGGAAGCCGCCAACCUCUUCCCCACAUCCCAUAAUGUGCUGUACACAAGGGGCCAGAUAGCCGAGCUGAGGGGCAACAUAGACGAGGCAAAACGCUGGUAUGAGGAGGCCCUGUCCAUCAACCCGACACACGUCAAGACCAUGCAGAGACUGGGUCUGAUUCUCCAACAGCUGCAGCGCUACAGUCUGUCUGAGAAAGUCCUGAGGGACGCUGUGCAGGUCAACAGUACGGCUCAUGAUGUGUGGAACAGUCUGGGUGAGGUGUUGCAGGCUCAGGGAAACGCUGCGGCUGCCACUGAGUGUUUCCUCACCGCCCUGGAGCUGGAGGCCAGCAGCCCCAUUCUGCCCUUCACCAUCAUACCCAGAGCACUAUGAGACACACGCAACUUACACACACACUUGCAUAAGGUGUUACUGCCAUACCCUCAGAGAUACACACACACACACAAACACACUGACAUACAACAUAGAAAUGCAAAUAAUACAUAUGGACAUUCAUACAUGCUUCUCCCUACCCACCCUUCCCAUAAUGCCUUGCUGUGGCUGUGACUCUUGUGUGUGGGAGUAAGUCUGUGCCGAUACAUUGCUCGUUUAUGUCAGUCUGCACUUUUUGUGUGCCUGUUUGUGUCUGUGCAUGUACACCCAUGUUUGUGUAUGUGCGGCCACAUGACGUCUGUGCAUAUUCUGUGCGUGUGUUUGUUUUAUGUCCUGUUCACAGAUGUAAAUAAGUUCCAAUUAGAUUCGUUACUGUGACAUUGUCAGCAUUCGCAAACCUUAAAGUUUACAUUUUGUUUACAUGUUAUUAAGUACCAAAACAAACACACACACUCACACACACAAUUUCAUGAUCCUUUCACACACUGAGGGAAGAUCUAGAAAAUUUACAAAAAUUGCUUAUGGGCAGUUAAAUAGUUUUAUUAAUGUAAUCCUUUAUAGGCCAAAUCUACUUGUUGACUCAAAAACACACACACAUUCACCUCUGGCUGGAGAGAAUUGUUACUGUAGGACUGACUCACAACAGCAGAGACCCACAUGAUCACGGAAGAAGCCAUCAAUCAAAUUGAAAUGCCAAAAGAAGGGCUGCAUUUACAUGCACACACAAUCAAGAUUCGAUUUUUAACAGCAAAUGCUCAAGUAAUCGCCAGUUUCAACUGAAUCACAUGUAAUCGUAUGUGUAAACUGUAUUUACACUAGUAUCAUGGGAGGUUUCCCUAUGGGAAUCACUGACAUUGAAGGAGUAGACGUGCACAAGUUUUCACUUCCUGACUGAGUGUAAGGUGAUAACACAAAAAUAUGUGACUGCAGUAAAAAGGAAGCUAGAGCCUAUGUUAGCAUAAAGGCUUUCUCCACUUGGUAAACAAUAAAAUGCACUCCCCAGUUUCUCUACAGGUCACUAAUUAACAUGUUCUAUGUUGUGUAAUCCGUACAGAAACAUGUUUAAAUAACAACACACAGAUUGUGCGACUGUUGCAUCUCCUACCUUUGUCUUCCGCUGCAUUUUCUCUGUCUACUUUUUCACUGAAUAACAGUGGAAAACAUCAUUAAUGAACUGUAAAGAUGAUGGUAGAUACAUGUUGCUCAUCUAGGGUAAUCGACGCUAAACCAAUAAGCUCCUAGCGUUAUAAUUAGUCAACAGACAUGUAAGUGUUCGUCUCAAGAGCAACGAGAUCGAUUUCUCAAAAUGUCUAUUGUUUUAAAAUCAUCUAUUGCUGUAGAGUGAUUCCAUUUCCACAUGAAUAAAGGUUUUUAAUGAUCGCAA